Dipodomys spectabilis (banner-tailed kangaroo rat) is the source of this 2630-nucleotide messenger RNA. RefSeq names its product homeobox C4 (gene Hoxc4). Gene Ontology annotation, molecular function: DNA-binding transcription factor activity, RNA polymerase II-specific; RNA polymerase II cis-regulatory region sequence-specific DNA binding. Gene Ontology annotation, cellular component: nucleus. The transcript has 5 exons. Bases 990 to 1784 code for a protein of 264 amino acids. Gene Ontology annotation, biological process: anterior/posterior pattern specification; regulation of transcription by RNA polymerase II; embryonic skeletal system morphogenesis. The record is from RefSeq and is a predicted model, not a curated record. NCBI's taxonomy places the organism in Eukaryota, Metazoa, Chordata, Mammalia, Rodentia, Heteromyidae.
GUGGCCGGGGCUUCCCUCCCCCGGCGGGAGGCAGGCUUGCCCUGCAUCUGUGGCCGUGGGAAGCCGAGGAGCAGGUAACGAAGGCGCUUCCCGAGGCGGGAUUGGACCAAACCAAGAAGGGACCGAGUCUUCUGGGUGUCUCUGCCUGAGGCCUUGGCGGGAGAGAAGGCCUUACUCUGCUCUAGAUCUACUCUUUAUGGGGAUGGACAAAAGAAGAAUUCUCAGGGCUUUGGCUGGGCACCAUCACAGGGCACUGACAGGGCAGAAAGCGCCCUUCUUUACCAGAGCUUCUUAGAGCCAGUCUGGAAGAGGGGCCACAACCCCCAGACCUCCAGAAAUGACGUCAGAAUCAUUUGCAUCCCGCUGCCUCUACCUGCCUGGUCCAGCUGGGACCCUGCCUCGCCUGCCCCAAGGCCAGAGGGUUGGUCCUCAUCCAACUUCCUCUUCCUGCGAAAGAGGGGCGCUGCCCGGUGACCUACACAAGCUGAAACAGGCUCGCCAUGAAUGGAAAGCGCUGGAAAAUCAUUGGAGCCAAGGCCCACCGGGCCCGCUGGAGGCCGGCGAGGAGAGACCCCUGGAUGGGGGCUGAAUCACAGUCUCAGGCCAGCACCCCUCCCACCUCCUCAUCCCAGUGCCCAGGCUUUUGGAGGGCAGCUGGGAGCUUCUCAUCUCCUUUUGCAGAGAAGGGUUGUCAGUCUGGUGGGGUGUGUACUGGUGGGUACCCCCAGCACCCCCUACCAGCUAUUCCCACCUCACACCCCCCCACCCCCACCCACAGCAACAGCAGCAGCACCACCACACACACAAAAAAUUGGAUACAUUUUGAAUAAAGCGAUUCGGUUCCUUAUCCGGGGACUGGGUUGCUCCGUGUGAUUGGCCGGCGGAGUCACAUGGUGAAAGUAACUUUACAGGGUCGCUAGCUAGUAGGAGGGCUUUAUGGAGCAGAAAAACGACAAAGCGAGAAAAAUUAUUUUCCACUCCAGAAAUUAAUGAUCAUGAGCUCGUAUUUGAUGGACUCUAACUACAUCGAUCCGAAAUUUCCUCCAUGCGAAGAAUAUUCGCAAAAUAGCUACAUCCCUGAACACAGUCCGGAAUAUUACGGCCGGACCAGGGAAUCGGGAUUCCAGCAUCACCAUCAGGAGCUGUACCCACCACCGCCUCCGCGCCCUAGCUACCCCGAGCGUCAAUAUAGCUGCACCAGUCUCCAGGGGCCGGGCAAUUCGCGAGGCCACGGGCCGGCCCAGGCGGGCCACCAUCACCCCGAGAAAUCGCAGCCGCUCUGCGAGCCGGCGCCCCUCUCAGGCGCCUCCGCCUCCCCUUCCCCAGCCCCGCCAGCCUGCAGCCAGCCAGCCCCCGACCAUCCCUCCAGCGCCGCCAGCAAGCAACCCAUAGUCUAUCCAUGGAUGAAAAAAAUUCACGUUAGCACGGUGAACCCCAAUUAUAACGGAGGGGAGCCCAAGCGCUCGAGGACAGCCUACACUCGGCAGCAAGUCCUGGAAUUAGAGAAAGAGUUUCAUUACAACCGCUACCUGACCCGAAGGAGAAGGAUCGAGAUCGCCCACUCGCUGUGCCUAUCUGAGAGGCAGAUCAAAAUCUGGUUCCAAAACCGUCGCAUGAAAUGGAAGAAGGACCACCGACUCCCCAACACCAAAGUCAGGUCAGCGCCCCCGGCGGGCGCUGCGCCCAGCACCCUCUCGGCAGCCACCCCGGGCACUUCUGAAGACCACUCCCAGAGCGCCACGCCGCCGGAGCAGCAACGGGCAGAGGAUAUUACCAGGUUAUAAAACAUAACUCACACCCCUGCCCCCACCCCAUGCCCCCAUCCUCCCCCCACACACAAAUUGACUCUUAUUUAUAGAAUUUAAUAUAUAAAUAUAUAUUUUUGGUUCUUUUUCUCUCUUCCUCCUGCCUCCUCCCUUGUUAAUUCCAAACAGACAAAAACAGAUAAACAAACAAGCCCCCAACCCUUCUCUCCCUUCCACUGUUAAAGACCCUUUUAAGCAUGUGAUGUUUUAGCAUGGUACCUGCUGUUUUGUUUUUAUUUUUAAGGCCAUUUGGGGAGGGUUAUUUAUUUUUUAAGGGGAAAAAAAAAGCUGCAAGAAUUAUAUAUUGCAAGGCACGAUGGUCUGUCUGGUUUGGGGGAAUUUCAGGAGAAAUGAGGAAAAGAAAAAAGGAAAGGGAGAUUUUUAAGCCAAUUCUCCUCCUCCUCCUCCUCCACCUCCUCCUCCUCCGCGCCCCCCCCCCCCCUUUCCUUAGGCCUUUUGCAUUGAAAAUGCACCAGGGGAGGUUAGUGAGGGGGAAGUCAUUUUAAGGAGAACAAAGCUAUGAAGUUCUUUUGUAUUAUUGUUGGGGGGGGGUGGAAGGAGGGGGGAGGACAGAAGACAAAGCUAAAUGCAUCUGGAGAGCCUCUCAGAGCUGUUCAGUUUAAGGAGCCAAAAGAAAAUCAAAAUGAACUUUCAGUUCAGAGAGGCAGUCUAUAGGUAGAAUCUCCCUGUCGCCCCUCCCAACAUUCCCAUCAUGGUUAUUGUGUUUUUGGACUGAAUUUACUUGAUUAUUGUAAAACUUGCAAUAAAGAAUUUUAGUGUCGAUGUGAAAUGCCCCGUGAUCAAUAAUAAACCAGUGGCUGUGAA